This is a messenger RNA of Oreochromis aureus, 2876 nucleotides long. It is a transcript of the gene thap12a, whose product is annotated as THAP domain containing 12a. The coding region runs from base 107 to 2260 and encodes 717 amino acids. Lineage: Eukaryota; Metazoa; Chordata; Actinopteri; Cichliformes; Cichlidae. The transcript has 5 exons. The record is from RefSeq and is a predicted model, not a curated record.
CACAACUCGGAAGCUCUUUUAUGCUUCCGCUAUUGAUGUUAGCAGUUCUUUUGCUACCCUCUGAAAAUAUAACGAUAAAAGGGGUUUCUUUCGUAAAAUAUAUAGAAUGCAAAAUCACUGCGCUGUGCCGAACUGUCCCAGUGGCAAAUCUGACCCUCAGCCUCUCUUCCGGUUCCCGAAUGAUGCAGAAAGGUCCAAGAAGUGGGCUGAAAAAUGCCAGAGGCAAGACCUCAUUGACAGAUCACCAGAGCACCUGUACAGAUACUACAGAGUUUGUGGGAAACAUUUUGAAACGUCUUUGAUUGACAGUGAUGCUCAGAGUACAGUGCUGAAGGAUGAUUCCAUACCAACUAUUUUUGAUAUGUCAAGCCAACCUCAGAAUGGACAGGCGAAGCGCACUAAACAGACGACCAAAGACAAUGAAAUGGAAAGUAAGGGAAGGAAGAAAAUGAAAAAGUCUCAAGCAGCAACAGCUAAGGAAGACAUCCCAACGUUAUCAGAGGAAGAAGAAUACAAAGAGUAUCUGAAGUCAUUAUUUGAAGUCCUUCUCCUGCUGGCAGAGCAAAGCAUUCCUCCUACAGGGCCUGCUAAUAAUGACCAAGGCCUUGGGUCCAGCAGCUUUCAGGCAUUGCUAGAUAUUCGCAUCAUGUGUGGAGAUGAAGUCCUAAAGAAGAGGUACAAUGAAAAUAAGGAGUGCUGCUCCACCGAACAACUGAAUCAGCUGAUUGAGGUGUGUGAGAAAUUCAUCCGCAGUAAGCUUGUGGAGGAAAUUAAACAAAGCAGUUUUUUCUCUUUACUCACUGGUGAUCCAGUGAAGAUCUCUGGAGAAUGGCAGCUCCCUGUCUUUGUUCGCUAUGUGGACGAGUCUAACUUUCAGAGGGAAAGGUUUGUCGGAUUCUUGAGCUUCGAAGGAGAUGGGGAUAUCCUUGCAGAGAAGCUCCUGUCUGAAAUGACUGACAAAUGGGAAUUAGAUAUGGAAAAGUGUAGAGGACAAGCCCACUCGUGCUCAGGGACGCAUUUUAAUCAAAUAAAAAUAUUGGCUGCCAAACUAAUGGAGAUGCAUCCGAGGGCUGUGCUCACACUGAGCUCCAGGCAGUCCUUGAACAUGUCACUGGCCAGUGGUUUGGCUUCGUCAGGGGUUCAGCUUGUCAUGUUUACCUUUAAGAAGAUUGAGUCUUUUUUCGGUCAGUCCCCGUUACUGCAGCUGGAGCUCGAGAACGCAAUUUCAAUUUUCUACCCUGACAACGAGGAGAAAGCCAACGAACUGAAAGAGAUCUGUCGCACCGGAUGGACCAGAAGAAAUGAUGCGUUUGAAGUGGCAGUGGAUAUCCUGGAGGCACUGCUACUCUGUGUAGACAGCGUGCAUGACAAUGAAGAUAUGAAAUGGAGUGAUCAAGUCUCACAAAACGCUUUAGAGAUUUCAAAAGCACUGACCGACUUUGAGUUCGUGAUGGCGUUGGUUGUGCUGAAAAACGUGAUGACGCUCACCCAACCCUUUGGGAAAAAUAUACAAGGGAACGCAACAGAAAGCCAUUUAGCUGCAGUCAGUUUAAAAGCUGUGUUGCAUUCUCUGAAAGAGGUGUCUGACAACAUCGACGUGUAUCACGAAUUCUGGAACGAUGAGGCUCUUACCAUAGCUGCAACCAUGGAAAUUUCAGCAAAGCUUCCUCGGUCGUUCUUGAGGAAGCAUCAGGCAGAAUGUGGAUCCAUUCGGCCAGAGAGUUACUACAAGGAACACCUGUCUGUUCCUGUGGUGAAUCACACCAUCCGAGAAAUGAAUCGGCUCUUCUGUGAAGACCACCUGAAGCUUCUCAGGUGUCUGUCGCUGAUCCCUGCUGUCAUAGAGCAGCACAAAUCCACAGAGCCCGAAGAGGUGAAUGUGCAGGCAUUUAAUAAUGACAUCCCAAAUGCAGGAACCCUCUCUGCAGAGUUGCACUGUUGGUGGGUUAAAUGGAACAAAAAGGGAAAAGGUGAAACUUUUCCCUCCAGUCUCCAUGAAACACUGCAGCUGGCUGACGUCAAGUUCUUCCCAAACAUGCUGGCAGUAUUCAGACUGAUCGGAGUCCUGCCUACCUUGGCUUUGGAGGACAGCUGCAACGUGGCACACAAGCGCUUCACAAUGUACAUGGAGAACACGCCUGACAGAUUUAAAUCCAAAAGCCUUGCUCUUUUGAACAAUAACUAUGAUGUUGGGUUUGAUCUGGAUUCAUUGGUCGAUACCUACAUGAAGACAUACCCUGAGGUGCAGCAGGAGUCGUAGUCGGGAAUCACGCUCGGCGGAGCAGAGACAGGUGUUAGAUACUUCCUAACACAUACAAGCGUCGCUGUGCUGGCUCCAGAAACUGAAGACAAAAUGACAAGUUCACCAUCUUGUUUUGCCCAUGUCGGCCCUCCAUUUACAGGAAAACGGCCUCCUACGCUGCAGCGUGGCUGCUUGGUGAACGUUGAGUGCAGCCCUGAACUCUGAAGUUCUAGUUUAAAAUUUUUUUGUUAUGUAGAAACGAGAGAAGUGGUCUGAACCCCAACCCUUUAUACUCUGUGCUCCAGUCAGUCUUGCUGUUUAUGCUAUAUUUAUGUAAUCUGGCUUUGGGGGGAAAAAAUGGAAAGAUUCCAACAUCAUCAGAUAAAUUACUGAUCAAGAUCUCAGCAGUCUCGCUACAGUUUCUUGUUCCAAACUGUAUCUUUGGUAGAAUAUGAAUACAUAGUUUUGUAAGCUCUGUUAAAGCAGGUAAGGUUGUUCAGCUAUAAAUCCCUCCCUGAAUGUGUCAGUAAAGAAUUGGGCUCUUUGAUUUUUUUUUUACAUUUUGUCAUCCUGAACAAAAUUUCAAAUGCUGAUUCAGCUAUGCUGGUGCUUUGGAGAUACACUGUACCUACCA